Passer montanus (Eurasian tree sparrow) is the source of this 988-nucleotide messenger RNA. It is a transcript of the gene FAM174B, whose product is annotated as family with sequence similarity 174 member B. The coding region runs from base 85 to 315 and encodes 76 amino acids. The record is from RefSeq and is a predicted model, not a curated record. Lineage: Eukaryota; Metazoa; Chordata; Aves; Passeriformes; Passeridae. The transcript is spliced from 3 exons.
GGGCGGGCACGCAACGGCAGCCGCCCGCCCGCCGCGCCGGGCCCCGGCAACCACAGCGGGGCCCGGCUGAGCCCCGUGCCCGCGAUGCUCCGCGACCUCUCCGCGCUCAAAGCCGCCGUCAUCGGGGCCUGCGCGCUCACGGCCGCGCUCAUCGCCUGCCUCCUGCUCCGCGUCUUCAGGUCUGGCAAGAGGAUUAAGAAGACCAGGAAGUACGACAUCAUCACCACCCCGGCUGAGCGGGUAGAAAUGGCUCCUCUGAACGAAGAAGACGACGAGGACGAAGACUCAACAGUGUUUGAUGUGAAAUACAGGUAAAGCAGCUCCGUGGAGCGCCGGUGCCCUGCGAGACAUCAUUCUGCUGUCGAGGGACCUGCUGAACCCAAAACUGUGAAAGGGGAGGCUUUCAUCUCUGCAGCACUACAACCUCACCUCCUCGAGGUGCUGUUUGUACAGAGACUGUGGAUCUUCUGACUAACACAGCACCAUUUGGCUCCCUGGUGUCCCAGCUCCUGCGUUGGAAUGACCAGAGUUCCUCUUUGCAAACUGGGCUCCCUUGCUUUAGGAGGGCUGCAGUGUCACCAAAGCAUUACAAGGUGCAGCUCCUUACGGUCUAAAUAAGUUUUGCAGAAGGAAGAAUACAAGGAAGAUUAAACUGAGCUGCCCCAAGGACUUAUUUUCUAAAAUCCUAAUUCAACACUUCAGUCACUGUUAAACUUCAGUCAUUGUUAAAUGGAUCAUGUGUUUAAAAAAAAUCAAGAAGUAUUUUUGGGCCUUACAGAGGUGACUUAGGACUUAAGAUGGUAAAAAUGUAAGCCAUGCUGAAAUGCCACACUAUGUUUGGUGUAGGGUUUGGGUGGGAAGGGGUUGGGAGGUCGACUCAUGUAGGAAAUUUUCUUGACUUGCUACUGAUUUUCUUUUUUAAACAACAAUUGCACUAAGUUUUCAUGAUGACACUCUCAUUGUCCCAAGGAGCUCUGAUCAGAUCAAC